GCCAUGUCCUGUUUUUCGUCACAUCUUUUGUUACUGUACAACGCAUUCAACCACCGAGCUUGUCCAGAGGUUUGGACUUUGUUAAUUUCUCGUACUCGACAGCUUCAACUUGAUAUGGAUCGUCCGAACAUGACAUCCCGUGUUGGCCCCAGAACAGCCAAUACAAAUGGAACUGACUUCAAACCCAGAGAAAAGGUGGCCCCACAUUACCAGAUGAGUGCUUCCCUGAAGUCAGAGGUUCGGAAGCUGAACUGGGUCCACCUUCUGAUCUGGUUGCUAGUGGCUGCACAAGUGAUUGUGAGCCACUUUGACUUGGUGUCACAUGACACUGUGUCCAUACCAUACCAGUGGGAGUACCCCUACCUGCUCAGCCUCAUCCCCCUGCUCUGCAGCAGCCUGUCACUCCCAAACAAUAACAUCAGCUAUCUGGUUAUAUCCAUGAUCAGUGCAGGGCUUUUCUCUGUGGCGCCUCUCAUUUAUGGUGGCAUGGAGAUGUUUCCCGUAGCUCAGCAGCUCUAUCGCCAUGGAAAAGCUUACCGCUUCAUUUUUGGCUUCUCUGCUGUGACUGUUAUGUACCUCAUCAUGGUGGUUGCUGUUCAAGUGCAUGCAUGGCAAAUAUACUACAUGAAGAAACUUUUAGAUUCAUGGUUUGAUGCCACUCAGGAAAAGAAGAAGAAAUGAAUGUAUAAAAAGAAUUGCUUCUGGAAAUGUUAUGUUUAUGUUGUAAGUUUCAUUCCGUUGCAUUUAUUUGGUCACAGCAUAACAUAUUUAAGAUCCUAGAACAGUAAUAAGUAGCAGGUUAGCUUGCAUCUUGUGUCUGCAGUAAUGAAUGAAAUGGCUUCUGCUUUUCUCCCAAUUAAGAACUCAGGUUACAGUGAUUUCAUUUUGCUCAUGCUUACACAACAACAAAGACACAAGCUGUCAGUGUAUACAUUUUGCUUCUAAACUCCCAGUGUUUGUUCUUAUUUGAUUAUGUUAUGUAAAUUAUGAUUAUGUCUCUAUUUUUAGUGAGAAAAAUCUAUUGAAGAAGAAAUAAAAUCAUCACAA
Messenger RNA from Gambusia affinis (western mosquitofish), 1047 nucleotides. It is a transcript of the gene jagn1a, whose product is annotated as jagunal homolog 1a. Gene Ontology annotation, cellular component: endoplasmic reticulum membrane. The transcript is spliced from 4 exons. Gene Ontology annotation, biological process: granulocyte colony-stimulating factor signaling pathway; endoplasmic reticulum organization; vesicle-mediated transport. The record is from RefSeq and is a predicted model, not a curated record. The coding region runs from base 4 to 681 and encodes 225 amino acids. Lineage: Eukaryota; Metazoa; Chordata; Actinopteri; Cyprinodontiformes; Poeciliidae.